This is a messenger RNA of Pestalotiopsis fici W106-1, 1155 nucleotides long. RefSeq lists its product as uncharacterized. Gene Ontology annotation, biological process: protein phosphorylation. The transcript is spliced from 3 exons. Gene Ontology annotation, cellular component: cytoplasm; nucleus. The coding region runs from base 1 to 1155 and encodes 384 amino acids. NCBI's taxonomy places the organism in Eukaryota, Fungi, Ascomycota, Sordariomycetes, Amphisphaeriales, Sporocadaceae. The record is from RefSeq and is a predicted model, not a curated record. Gene Ontology annotation, molecular function: ATP binding; cyclin-dependent protein serine/threonine kinase activity.
AUGUCUGGCGAGACGGACUGGAGGUCCAAUUUGUCUUCCUUGACCCGGUACGAGAAUAUUCAGGCAUUAAAAGCUUCUAUUGAGUUGGCCGACCCCUUGCAUGCGUCUGCUCAGAAGCAAGCCUUUACCAUUGAGAACGAGGCUUACAAAAAUUCCAACACUCUUGACGAAUACCAUGCUGCGUGCCAGUACAAUCAUCAAUCGGAACCUGAAUCUCUAGCUACUGAGCAGCACACCGAGUUGAUCGAGCCAGCUGUGCCAAUCUCUAACAUAUCCAUUGGUCAAUAUGGAAACUGUUUAUAUGUGGCAAGUGGAGUGACUGCAGAGGUCUAUCGAUCUGGUAGCCGAGCUCUCAAGGUCAUUACCGAAACACGCAGCAUUGAGCCACACAAUCCAGCUCGCGAGGCCAAAAUCCUGGCGACCCUCGAGAGAUCGUGCAUUCCCCUUCUUGAGACUUUUCGAGACCAGGAGCAACGAUUUGUGUUGGUCUUUCCGUAUAUGCCAACCAGUCUAGAAGCGCUCAUUGCCCAAGGAUCAAUCUCCUUGGCUCGCCUCAAGAAGCACUUUAUUGAUAUAUUCGGCGCUCUCGAGCACAUUCACGAGCAAGGCAUCAUUCAUCGAGACAUUAAGCCCUCUGCCGUUCUUCUUGCUUCGCCUGAUGGGCCAGCAUACUUGUCGGAUUUUGGCACGGCUUGGCACCCAACAUUUUCAGCCACGGCAGAGCCCAAGGAUCAGAAAAUCCUAGACAUUGGCACAGGAGCUUAUCGAGCACCCGAGGUCUUGUUUGGAGACAAGUCAUAUGGCACGGCAGUGGACAUGUGGGGUGCUGGCGCCAUGUUGGCGGAAUGCUCAAGAAAUCCUCCCCGGACAUUGUUCGAGUCGCGGCCAGUUCACGAAGACGGUAAUCAGCUUGGCUUGAUCUUGAGCAUAUUCAAGACAAUGGGAAGUCCAACACGCGAGUCUUGGCCGGAAGCAGCAAACUUCAAGACACCGCCAUUUGACAUGUACCGUAGCUUCGAGCAACACACAUGGGAAGAGAUUCUACCCGACACCAGAGCCGAUUUCCGAGCCCUCAUUGCAAGACUUGUUCAUUACAACAGCAACCGUGCAACUGCUGCUCAGGCAAGUACUCGCGUCGAGCUCCUCUAUUCAUGA